Molecule: messenger RNA, 993 nt
Organism: Kalmanozyma brasiliensis GHG001
Lineage: Eukaryota; Fungi; Basidiomycota; Ustilaginomycetes; Ustilaginales
Product: Rpn11/EIF3F C-terminal domain protein
Exons: 2
Coding region: 1-993 (330 amino acids)
Biological process (GO): proteasome-mediated ubiquitin-dependent protein catabolic process
Cellular component (GO): proteasome regulatory particle; proteasome complex
Molecular function (GO): metallopeptidase activity; protein binding
Source: RefSeq, a predicted model, not a curated record
AUGCCAGCCACAACACAAGAGACAAUCAGUCUCUCGAGCACAAAUGUCAUCAUCCACCCGCUAGUGCUUCUCUCCGUCACAGACCAUGCUUCGAGAUCUGCGUCAGGUUCGCGCAAGCGAGUUGUCGGUGUGUUGCUCGGCCAGGAGCUCAACAAUGGCAAAACCAUCAACGUCGCCAACUCCUUUGCAGUACCCUUCGAAGAGGACGAGAGGGAUGCUAAGACGUGGUUCUUGGAUCACGACUACAUCUCCGGGAUGAUGGAGAUGUUCAAAAAGGUCAACGCACGCGAGAAGAUGGUGGGGUGGUAUCACACGGGGCCGCGACUGCGUUCUUCGGAUCUGGAGAUCAACGAGCUGAUGAAGCGCUUCAUCCCACGACCGGUGAUGGUCAUCGUCAACCCGAGGCAGCGCGACGUGGGCAUCCCGACCGACGCCUACUUUGCGGUGGAGGAGAUCAAGGACGACGGCACAGCGACGCAGAAGACGUUCAUGCACGUCCCCAGCACCAUCGAGGCAGAGGAGGCGGAGGAGAUCGGCGUAGAGCACCUGCUGCGUGACAUUCGCGAUACGACGGCGGUGGGGACACUCUCGACGCGCGUUGCGAGCCAGCUGUCCAGUCUGCGAGGAUUGCAGUCGCGGCUGCUCGAGAUUCGUGACUACCUGCAAGCCGUGGUGGAGGGCAAGCUUCCGGUCAACCAUCAGAUCAUCUAUGAUCUGCAGGACAUCUUCAACUUGCUCCCAGAUCUGGACAAGAACAGCGAAGCAGCCAAGUCGUUUGCGGUGGACAACAACGAUCGACUGCUUGUCGUAUAUCUGUCGAGUCUCAUCCGUGCCGUCAUUGCUCUGCAUGGCUUGAUCGACAACCGACGCGAGAACGAGAAGGGCGAGGAGGAGGCAUCAAACACGCUCACCAAUGGCACUGCGGCAGGCAGCAAGGAGGCUGGAGAGGAUGCGAAGAAGGACGACGCGAAAGCCGAGAAGAAGAAGGAUUAG